Messenger RNA from Plasmodium vivax (malaria parasite P. vivax), 1702 nucleotides. RefSeq names its product splicing factor, arginine/serine-rich 1, putative. Bases 1 to 945 code for a protein of 314 amino acids. Gene Ontology annotation, molecular function: mRNA binding. Gene Ontology annotation, cellular component: ribonucleoprotein complex; cytoplasm; nucleus. NCBI's taxonomy places the organism in Eukaryota, Apicomplexa, Aconoidasida, Haemosporida, Plasmodiidae. The record is from RefSeq and is a predicted model, not a curated record. The transcript is spliced from 2 exons.
AUGUCCAUGCGUGAGAGCAUUUCGCGCAUCUACGUGGGGAACCUGCCGUCCCACGUAACGCCAAGGGACGUAGAAAAUGAAUUUAGAAAAUACGGAACGAUACUAAAGUGCGAUGUGAAGAAGACCGUGUCAGGUGCUGCCUUUGCCUUCAUCGAAUUUGAAGACGCGAGGGAUGCAGCGGAUGCGAUAAAAGAAAAAGACGGGUGUGACUUUGGGGGGAAUAAGUUAAGGGUGGAAGUUCCUUUUAACGCCAGGGAUAAUGGGAAGUACAGCUCCAGAGGGGGUAGAGGGAUGAUGGGCAGGGGAAUGAAAUCCAGGAGAGGCAGAUACGUCGUUGAGGUCAGCGGACUGCCGCUCUCAGGCAGCUGGCAAGAUUUGAAGGACCACCUGAGAGAAGCAGGAGAGUGCGGCCACGCAGAUGUUUUUAAAAACGGCCUAGGAGAAGUGUCCUUUUUCCACAAGGAAGAUAUGCUCGAAGCGAUUGAAAAAUUUAACGGAUCUACCUUUAGGUCCCAUGAAGGUGAAAAAUCCAAAAUAACAAUCAGACAGAAAAAGACAUCGUGGCACCGGGAAGAUGGAGGGUACGGCAGAUACGGCAGCAGGAAUAGGAGCUAUUCCAGCAGGAGCUACUCCAGGAGCGAUAAACGGUCAUACACCAGAAGUAGAAGCUACAGUAGCAGAAGCUACAGCAGGAGCAGAAGCCGAAGCAGAAGCAGAAGUGGAAGCAGAAGCAGGAGUAGAAGUAGAAGUAGAACGUCCAGCAGCAGCAGAAGUAGAAGCAUGGAUAGAAGAAGAGACGCAUAUGAUAAGAAAAGAAGCUACUCUAGAAGCCUGUCUUACCAAGAUAGGAGAAAAAAUAACAGAUCCGCAUCAAAAUCGGGAUCUAGAUCUCACUCUAGGUCAGAUUCUAGAUCCUCCUCGUGGUCCCAUAAGAGAAGACACUAAUCGUUUGUAUUAUGUGGGUGGAUGUGAACGAGCUUUUCCCACUGGAACAACGGUGCGUAUCGACUUACAUAUUUGUGUAUUUUCAUGCUAAAUGUCUCGGUGUGCAUGGCCAUGGGUGUAUUUGUGCCCAUGCGCCCGUCCUUGUAUGUACUUUUUACAUGCGCGCGGAAUGAGGAAGGAUGAGGAAGAAUGAGGAAGUUUUCCCUUAUGAUUCAUCCCACUCGCGUGCUUAUCUUAAAUUAGGUGUUUCUCCCCCUUUAGCAUUAUUUUAAGGUUUAUCCUCUUCAUAACGCAAUUUAGCAGGCACGCUAUAUCUGCACACGUGGGGGUGUACGUGUAUAGACGUGUGUACCCCGUCCCUCAGGUCACUUCCCAGUCGAGGUGCAUGAUUGCUUUCAUUUCAUUUUAUUUUAUUUUUUAUUAUUAUUUUUUUUUUUUUUAGCCACCCACCUACAUAUUUAUGUGUUCCCCUCCCCCUACGCUGUGUGUACAUGUGCGCAUAGUGGGACACAUGCGCAUGUACACAUGAGCAUAUGCGUAUGUUUGCAUGUACGCGUGUGAAUGUAUGCUUCCAUCACGCGUGUUAACGUAUGCUUCCAUCACUCGUGUGAACGUAUAUGCUGCCUUCACUCGUGUGAACGUAUGUUGCCUUCACGCGCGCCCACACCACAGGGACGAGUUGCCGCGCACUGCAUGGACUGUUUUAUAAUUUUUUUUAAAAAUUAUUUAUAAAUAAGAUAUAGCAAAGUAGGAUAUG